This is a messenger RNA of Seminavis robusta, 402 nucleotides long. The record is from the annotation of a GenBank genome assembly. NCBI's taxonomy places the organism in Eukaryota, Bacillariophyta, Bacillariophyceae, Naviculales, Naviculaceae.
AUGCGCUUUGACGAGAUACAGGACCGUAUCGUGCCCAAUCUCGAACAUCGAGCCAAUGCACCCCGACAGAGCUUGAAACAGGUCACAAUUCCCGACAAACAUACCCAAAUCUGGACGACCAAAUCGAUUGGGUACCAAAACUACGAUGACAACGAGGAGGAUGCACAAGAACGAGUGGAGGAGGAUGAAAACCAAGGCCGUCCGCGACCAGACAGAGUAGCUGUCAACAGGAGCAGAAGCACUGGCAGUUCUUCCAGGGAAGCAGUCAACUGUCAGUGUGUCUCCAGACCUGUGGAAGCAAUUCCUCAAGCGGGGGCUGCUCAUGGUGGACUCGACUCUUCCAGGGGAUUCGCAAUAAAAUUGGGUGAAAAGGAAAGACAGAGCGGCGGCAGCCUCCGCUAG